Molecule: messenger RNA, 1590 nt
Organism: Blepharisma stoltei
Lineage: Eukaryota; Ciliophora; Heterotrichea; Heterotrichida; Blepharismidae
Source: the annotation of a GenBank genome assembly
AUGCUCAGAUAUAAAAUCUAUGCUGUAGUCACACACCCAGCAUUCCCUAAUUAUGCCUAUAAAGUUUCGUUAUUGCUCCUCAUAGGAGCGAUUUAUAUUUUGCUGAACCCAGAACAGAUUGAGCAGAGGGCUUUUGUGUCGGAAAAUGCUUUGAGUAUACAGACAGCGACUAUAACAAGUAAAGAUUUAAGCUAUGUCAAUAACAUAGACAACCUUGAAGAGUUUUUAACCAAUAGAUUAUUCGCAAGCCAGUGGAAUAAUACUAAAGUUUACUAUAACCUGAUUAGAGGAAGUAGAACUGAUGGAAAAGAUUGCAUGGCUUUUAUUAUACCUUAUAGUAAAGAAAAAUACAUAGGAAUUGAAGCUGCUUAUGAAUUCAUUAAUUUUGUGCAGAAAAAAGAGUGGGUUGGAACGAAUUUAUUGUUUAUUUAUUAUGAUGAUUCUAUUGCUUAUGCUGUAGAGUUUAGAAAGUGGCUGGAUGAAUAUAUUACGCAACCUUCUGAGUAUUUUGGGAUAAUUCGGGAAGCAGUGGAAUUUGAUCUUUCAAACAGGUUUAGCUAUUUUACUGUGGUUUCUGAAGGAAUUAAUGGGGUGCAAACUGAUGUGGACAUGCUUGUAUCAGCACUUAGAUGCUUUUCGAGGAUUGAGGUAAUUAAUUUUAAGCACCCAGAGCCGGUUUUAUACAAAAUUCCUGAUGAUCUCUCAUCUAUUUUCCCUAAUUUCUUAAGAAAAAUAGAAGGCUCCUUAUCAAGCUGAUAUUCUUUAUGGAGCGGAAACGUAAACAACGCAUUUUCCUAUGCUCUCGAUAAAGGAAUUUUAUCUUUAGCCAUCAAAACAGGUCUAGAAAAAGGCGAUAAAGGAAAAUCCACUGGAAAUGUCAAGCUCCAAAUAGUAAAACUAAUGGAAAUGCUAACAAGAACUUUUACUUCUCUUGACGAAACCAUGCAUGCAGGAAGCUAUUUUUAUUAUUUUUCUGGCAAUUGGAAAAUGAUUACUUUAGGCAAAUAUGCAUUUGUGAUUGGAAUUUUAAUUCUUCCUUUAGCAUUGCAGUCAAUUUUGAUAUUAAGAGCAGGGUGGUUUAAUAUUCGCGCCAUUUUAUCAACAAUUUUCCCUAUAAUUUUGACAGUUUUUCUGGCUAAAAGCUUUUUAGCAAUAUUUGUAAGCACAGCUGGGUAUUUUUCAUUAAUUGUGCUUGCAUUGAUUCCUUUGCUUUUUUUGAAGAAAGAAGACCAUAAUUUCCUUCAGGCUUAUACAAAUGUAAGCUUUGCGGUUACUUUAGUAGUCACAUCUCUACACAUUUUGCCGAUGAUGCUAAUAUUUAUCCCAUUAAUUCCUCUCAAAAUUGUCGCUUUUAUGAAACCAUCAAGCAAAAUACUCAAAAAUCUUUAUAAGACUUCUUUAGGGAUCAUUGCAAUUUCUUUGAUUUUUGCUCCACUUUCUCUUAUAGAAACAAGUUCAAAUCCAUUGAGUAUGAUUUCAUUGGAAAAUUUAUAUGAAAUUGAGAUAAACUCUUCACAUCAGCUUUUAUCAUUUUUUAUUAUUAUCACUUUCCCAUCAAUAUCACAUAUAAUUUAUCUAGCUAUUAUCUAA